Molecule: messenger RNA, 1515 nt
Organism: Apodemus sylvaticus (European woodmouse)
Lineage: Eukaryota; Metazoa; Chordata; Mammalia; Rodentia; Muridae
Product: cytochrome P450 3A13-like
Exons: 13
Coding region: 1-1515 (504 amino acids)
Biological process (GO): oxidative demethylation; steroid metabolic process
Molecular function (GO): oxidoreductase activity, acting on paired donors, with incorporation or reduction of molecular oxygen; testosterone 6-beta-hydroxylase activity; heme binding
Source: RefSeq, a predicted model, not a curated record
AUGGACCUGGUUCCAAACUUUUCCAUGGAAACAUGGGCACUGUUGUCAACUAUCGUCGUGCUGCUCUACCUUUAUGGAACUUCUACCCAUGGACAUUUUAAAAAUCUGGGGAUUCCUGGCCCCAAGCCUCUGCCUUUUAUUGGGACAAUGCUUUUCUACAGGAGGGGUGUGUGGAAAUGUGACAUAGAAUUCCGAAAAAAGUAUGGUGAUAUGUGGACGCUCCAUGAUGGGAUGACCCCUGUCCUGGUCAUCACAGAUCCAGACAUGAUCAAGAAGGUGUUAGUGAAAGAAUGUUAUUCAAUCUUCACAAAUCGACCUCCUCUUGGUCCUGCUGGAUUUAUGAAAAAGGGUCUCUUUAGAAGUGAGAAUGACGAAUGGAAAAGAAUUCGGUUAUUGGUUUCUCCAACUUUCACCAGUGGAAAACUGAAGGAGAUGUUCCCCAUCAUCCAGCAUUAUGGAGAUUUGCUGGUGAAAAAUAUGAGCAUAGAAGUAGAGAAAGGCAAGUCUAUUGCCAUGAGAGACAUUUUUGGUCCCUACAGCUUGGAUGUGAUCAUAAACACUUCAUUUGGAGUAAAGGUGGAUUCCCUUAACAAUCCUCAGGAUCCUUUUUUGAAUAAUGUCAGGAAGCUUUUUACACGUGACAUUUCCAAUCCAUUAGUCUUCUCUACGGCACUCUUUCCAUUUCUUUACCGAAUAUAUAAUAAACUAAACAUUUCCGUAUAUCCAAGUGAUGCUAUAACAUUUUUUAAAAAAUUUGUAGAGAAGACCAAAAAAUAUCGGCUUGAAAAUACCCAAGAGAACCCAGUAGAUCUUCUUCAGCUGAUGAUAAACUGCAAAAUUUCCAAAAAUGUGGAUGAUUCCCAUACAGCUCUCUCUGAUCUGGAGAUUGUGGCCCAAUCAAUGACAUUUGUUUUGGCUGGCCAUAAUACUACAAGCAAUGUUCUUUCCUUUAUUAUGUAUGCACUGGCCACUCAUCCUGAUGUCCAGAAGAAACUCCAGCAUGAAAUUGAUGCAGUUCUGCCCAAUAAGGCACCUGCCUCUUAUAAUUGCCUGGUAGAGUUAGAAUAUCUGGACAUGGUAAUAAGUGAAACUCUGAGAUUAUAUCCAGUUGGUGUCAGAAUUACCAGACUCAGUAAGAAAGAUGCUGAAAUCAAUGGUGUGUUCAUUCCUCAAAAUACAAAAGUAGAUGUACCUAUCUUUGUUCUUCACCGAGAUCCCAAAUACUGGCCAGAGCCUGAGAAAUUCUGUCCUGAAAGGUUCAGCAAGAAGAAUAAGGUCAGAAUCAAUCCUUAUGUAUACAUGCCUUUUGGAAAUGGUCCGAGAAACUGCAUUGGCAUGAGGUUUGCUCUCAUUAACAUGAAGCUUGCUGUUGUCAAAAUCUUGCAGAACUUUUCUGUGCAGCCUUGUGUGGAAACACAGAUUCCCUUGAAAUUAAGUAAGGAACUGAUUCUUUCUCCAGAAAAACCUAUUGUCCUGAAAGUUACAUCAAGAGAUGGAACCAUAAAUGAAGGAUGA